Molecule: messenger RNA, 495 nt
Organism: Lactuca virosa
Lineage: Eukaryota; Viridiplantae; Streptophyta; Magnoliopsida; Asterales; Asteraceae
Source: the annotation of a GenBank genome assembly
AUGCCAACGCUUUCAGACACUAUCUCUGAUGCUAAGAGUUAUGCUUUGUUUCAACAAUCGAUAGAAGAACCUAACUCUGCACCGGUUGCUUUUGCUGCUCAAUAUAAUGGGUCACACAACCAUCAGCGUGGGGGACGAUUAUCAUCUAAAAAUCAUUAUGUCUCACGUCAAGGAGGAGGUGGACGUAAUGCUGAUGGUGGGGGAAAUAACUCCCACUCGGGAUCUGAUCGUCGCAAUAAUCGGCGCCAAUAUACACCUAAAUGCCAAAUUUGCAAAGUUCUUGGCCAUGUUGCUCCUGAUUGCCCAGAACGGCUUAAUCCCACCUCUGGUUCAUCUUCUCAGGCAAACCUUACUCAGGCUUUCAAUGCAGUCUCCCUAAAUUCUGGUGAAACAUCAGACUGUUGUGGUAAGAGUUGUCAAGUUGAAGAGAGGAAGAGAAACCGCAUAGAUCCUCUCGAGUGUGUUGUCGUAAAAGGAAAUGAGGAAGAAAGUUGA